UUGUUUUGAGGGCUCGCGUACAACCGGAACUGUCGUUUUGACACAAAGGUUCCACCCGGAGAGGUUAUCUUGUCGUACAUGCUAAUAGCUUCUAACGGAAUAUAAACAGAAAUCUUGUUCGACAUGGCAGAGACUCACAGCCUGCAGGACAUGAGGCAGCAGGCGUCCGUCGCUGCCAAAGUCUUCAUUCAGAGAGAUUACACCAACGGCACCGUGUGCCACUUCCAAACCAAGUUCCCCUCGGAGCUGGAGUCCCGGAUCAACAAGCAGCAAUUCGAGGAGACGGUGCGCACCCUGAAUAACCUGUACGCCGAAGCGGAGAAGCUGGGAAGCCAGUCGUACAUUGAGGGCUGUCUGGCCUGCCUCACGGCGUACAUCAUCUUCCUGUGUAUGGAGACCCACUAUGAGAAGGUGCUGAAGAAGAUCGCAAAGUACAUACAGGAGCAGAACGAGAAGAUCUACGCUCCACAAGGCCUCCUGCUCACCGAUCCCAUCGAGAGAGGCCUGCGAGUCAUUGAGGUUACCAUCUUUGAAGAGAGAAGCCUGACCAGAUAAAAGCUGCCACGCUGAUUGGAUUGAGCAAAGCUACAAGAACCGCAGCAGCACAACUCCAGGGGUCCCCCGCCCUCCCGGACCUCCACCCUUAAUACUGCGUCUCUACAAUCCAGCCCUUUCACUAACUACCAUGUGCAUGUCUCAUUCAGAGGAACAUGGCUUUGUGGCCAAGUUGUUAUUAAAUUAUUCUAUUUUUAUUCAGGACAUCGCCGGCCAUGUGCAUUAAAUGAGGAGUGUUAUUUGGGUGGAGAAAAAUGUAUACACUCAUUCUUCUAUACAUUUUGUCCUUUUUAAUGUGGACUAAAAGCAACUUGAACUUUUUUAUCUUUCUUUUUGGACACUCCUUUUUGAAUAUUAAUUGAUUGAUUUCUUUAAACUCUGCCAUGCGUAGUGUUCGGUGUUUGCUGUUAAUGCGUGACUGGUGUUGAAUAAGCAUAGAUGUAUAUAUUGCGAGGCUGCCUUCAAUCAAAGUCAUCAAAGUGCUCUUUUUGUUGACAGUGGCAGUAAUUUUGAAUGUUGCCUUUGUAAGUCUAAAGGGUUGGUCUCCUCCAGAGGUUUUCCAGAUUUUGAUUCAUUCCAAUGGGAUUUCCCGCUACUAGUAGAUUUGCUUAUGAUUUGCACGGUUCAAUUUAGUUGAAGUAGAAACUGUUCCACAAGUUGGCAAAGAGACUGGAGUCCACGGUACAGAUCUGUGCUUUGAACUGUUUGAAACCGCUUGCUGAUUUCUGCCAGCAGCAAGUCAACAGAAGUUACGUUAACUUAAGUUGGCAAGCUCGUUCCCAGUUCCUUGUUCAAUAACGUAUUAUUAAUUAGUGUGUGUUUGGCUGGUAAAGUUAUGAAAUCACCAUAUUUACAAGUAUAGAUUUCUGAAUGGAAGAGCUGUACCAACAACAAAUAUCCUGAUUUAUAAAUAUGUAAUUACCAUUUUAUUAAUAAUGUUUUAAUUUAGCUCGUACCGGAUAUAUCUGAACUUUGCUUAAGUUUUUCUGAUUUUUUUUCAGUCUAAAUCCAAGAUGUUAUUGAUCUAAAAGUUGUACACCAACAAAUAAAAUGUGUACCUAUUUUAAA
Molecule: messenger RNA, 1623 nt
Organism: Gasterosteus aculeatus aculeatus (three-spined stickleback)
Lineage: Eukaryota; Metazoa; Chordata; Actinopteri; Perciformes; Gasterosteidae
Product: golgin subfamily A member 7
Biological process (GO): protein targeting to membrane; peptidyl-L-cysteine S-palmitoylation; Golgi to plasma membrane protein transport
Cellular component (GO): Golgi stack; palmitoyltransferase complex
Source: RefSeq, a predicted model, not a curated record